UGUAUAUUAUUGUAAUCAGUGAUAGUUCCAUCUAACUAUAAACAUUGUUUUUUUUAUAUUCUUACUCUUAUACUUAUUACUCGAGGUGAUAAAAAUAUGGACACAAUUUUCAAUUUAGCUACGAUCAUAACUACCAUCUGGCUUGUUGGGUACUUGUACUGUAAAUGGUGCAAGACGUAUUGGCAGAGAAAAGGACUGCCAGUCUUAGAACCAGAGCCUGAAACGUGGCCAAAAGAAGAAGUGGCUCGAGCUGAUCUGGUUAUUCGAACAUAUAGGAGGAUUAAAGAAAAUGGACUAAGGCACGCUGGAGGCUAUAGGUUCAUCUGGCCAACAUAUUUUCCUGUUGACAAUGAAAUUAUAAAGUGCAUCUUUCAAAAGGACUUUGAACACUUCAUGAACCAUGGAACAUACCUCAAUGAGGAAGGUGAUCCUUUCUCAGGACAUCUUUUCAACUUGGAGGGUAGUAAGUGGAGGAACCUGCGUGCUAAGCUGUCACCUACUUUUACAUCUGGAAAAAUGAAAAUGAUGUUCCCAAUAUUUGUGGAAUGUAGCGAUGGCUUAGAGCACUUACUCGAUCAAUGCAUAAAAAAUAACGAAGCCGUGGACAUCAAGGAUGUGGCGGCACGUUACACCACUGACAUCAUAGGAUCUGCUGCGUUUGGAAUUAAAUGUAACAGUCUCAUAGAUCCAGAAGCAGAGUUCAGAAAGGUUGGACAAAAAGUUUUUGCUUACGAUCGUCUUACAAUGUUCAAAUAUACUUUAAUAGCUUUGUUCCCCAAAAGUAUCUUGGUAGCAUUAGGAGUGCGCAUAACUACAAAGGAGCUGGAGAAUUUUCUAAAGAACGUUAUAAGGGAGAAUAUUGAAUAUAGGGAGAAAAAUAAAAUAGUAAGAAAUGACUUCUUGCAUUUGUUGCUCCAGUUAAAAAAUAAAGGAAAAAUCACUGAUGAUGAUUCGUUCACCCCUGAUGGUCAGAAAGUCGACGGUGGUACUUACAUGACGUUCGACGAGGUUGCUGCCCAGUGUUACUUAUUUUUCAUAGCAGGUUUUGAAACAUCUUCGACGACUAUGACGUUUGCGAUAUAUGAGUUGGCAGUGAAUCAAGACAUUCAGGAUAAAGUUAGAAAAGAAGUAAAUGAAGUUCUAAAAAAAUAUGAUAAUAAAUUCACAUAUGAAGCUAUGAAUGAAAUGACCUACUUAGAUAAAGUCUUUAAUGAAACUCUUAGAAAAUAUCCUCCAGUAUCUGCAAUUCCACGGGUGUGUACUAAAGAUUAUACUAUACCUGGAACAGAUAUAACUAUAGAAGCUGGAACCCAUUUCUCUAUUCCCAUAAUGGGGAUUCACUAUGAUCCAGAAUAUUACCCUAAUCCAGAAGUGUUCGAUCCCGAACGGUUUAACGAAGAAAAUAAAGCUAAGAGGCCGCCUUACACGCAUGUUCCAUUUGGAGACGGACCAAGAAUCUGCAUAGGAUCAAGAUUUGGACGGAUGCAAUCUCUAGUAGGACUGGCCAAGAUCGUCAAGAAUUUCAAGGUCACCCUGAAUGAAAAAGCAAUAUAUCCACUAAAAUUUGACACUAAAUCUCUCAUCCUCUCCCCUAAGGGGAACAUGUGGGUGAAUGUCACUACGGUUUAAUAGUUUCCUUAUACAUAUUUAACAAUUUAACAAAUAUAAAAUAUAACAAUCAUACAAUA
Messenger RNA from Anoplophora glabripennis (Asian longhorned beetle), 1688 nucleotides. RefSeq names its product cytochrome P450 6a8-like. The record is from RefSeq and is a predicted model, not a curated record. Bases 97 to 1629 code for a protein of 510 amino acids. The transcript is spliced from 5 exons. Lineage: Eukaryota; Metazoa; Arthropoda; Insecta; Coleoptera; Cerambycidae. Gene Ontology annotation, molecular function: iron ion binding; heme binding; monooxygenase activity.